Molecule: messenger RNA, 7613 nt
Organism: Corythoichthys intestinalis (scribbled pipefish)
Lineage: Eukaryota; Metazoa; Chordata; Actinopteri; Syngnathiformes; Syngnathidae
Product: glutathione hydrolase 7
Exons: 17
Coding region: 4682-6712 (676 amino acids)
Biological process (GO): glutathione catabolic process
Cellular component (GO): plasma membrane
Molecular function (GO): glutathione gamma-glutamate hydrolase
Source: RefSeq, a predicted model, not a curated record
UUUUGUCAGUGUGGUCCCAUGAAAAGAUAUACUUAAAUAUCUGCAGAAAUGCGAGGGGUGUACUCACUUUUGUUAUACACUGUAUUCGCACUGUUCUGCCAAUAAGCCCUCAGAGUACAUCUGCUAGAUAUGACUUAACUAUACCUACUGCAAUACCCAAAUAACAAACGAUUCAGAAAAGUUAAAGUAGAAAAAAAAAAGCUAUUCAUUUUCUCUUCUUCUCUUUAAGUCCUUCCUAUAGCCGUGUUUCACUGAACCAUCACCAAAUACAACCUUGAACUCAAUUACGAGACACAGAUGAACUUCAUGGCAGUAAUUUAAUUUAAAAUUAAUAAUUACUCUUCUCUGACUGAACAGAAAAUUUGGGGAACUUUGCAUGACUGUGAUAAAGCUGAACUUUAUUUACAGAAAAAUCACCCCAUCGUUUCCUCGCAGUUUUGUGUUAAUAAAUCCACAUUAAUCUUUUUAGAUAUAUAUACUGUGUAUGAUGAUUGUGAGAUGAAAAGCACAAAAACCAAUUGCUUUUGCUUAGGGGCAAGCAAUUGCAACAUAGGAAGUCAACGUCGUGUGAUUCCUCACACCUCGUUUGAAAGAAAGCUGGCAAGUAGACAUUGGUCUAAGAAUGUGAGCAAAACAAAACUAAAGAGUAAAUGAAACGAUGUAGUGACUGUGAUUAAGAAGAAGAGCUUAACGGAGAGUGAAGGGACCCAUAAAAGCAGGCUGAUUUCUUACUUCAUCAAAGUGCAUUCAGAAUUUCCAUGAGCAUUUUAUUCUAAAAAAGCUCAUGAAUGCAAGCAAAAUUGUCGCAAAUAGGCAGUGCAUUGGGUAACAUCAUAUGAUUGGAUUACAGUAAGUGUAUAGAUCGGCAUUAAUGGUAUAUCUCUUUGUUUAGUUUUGAUUGACAGUCUCUGCAUUGUUCUGCUAAUAAAAAGUGUUCAUGAAGAGAAGGUAAAUAUGUUCAAACCUUUUCAGAUAGCACACAGCAUGAUAACGUGUGAUCUGCCAGAUGAAGAAAUGUGCCCAGUACACACCAGCCACUGUCUGUACUGUGAUUUUUUUCGAUUUUACAAAACAAAAAUUGAGGUGUUACGGAUUUAAUUUAAACAUCAGCCGUUUUCAUAUAAAAGAAGAACUUGUAUUACCGGUAGUCAUUUUUUUCUUUAACAUGAAAACACAACUUAAGUUUCAUCAUCCAUCCCAAACUCUCAUUUACCUAUUAGAAGUUCAGCUCUGAUAUGUAUUAAAUGACAAUAGUAAACAAUGGUGCUGAAUUGUAAACAAAUGUUUGUAUAUUAUUGGAGACACGGAUGUAUGUUUGCACUGUCAUACAUUUUUGUGAGUCAAAAGUUUUAGUGGUGUGCUAUGUGCUUGUGUUUUUCUUUUGUGACCGUUUCCAUUUUGCCUCCCCCAAAAACAUUCAUUAUGAUACUCCUUUACUAUUCUUGUAAAUGUUCUAAAAACAAUUCAUUGUGCUCUGUUAAAUGUCAAAGCCUCUUAAGACCUGAGUCCACACUGUUGAGUUCAAUGGGACUAAGGUGAAUACGUCCUCUGCAUCACUUUGGUGCUCCUUAACAAAAUGGAUUGUGCUUCUAGUUUGCCAAAAAGGCAAGUUUGCCCCAUUUUGAGUCAUAUUUAGUGAGGAGCACAAAGGAAAUCAUACAAAGCUCAAGAGUCCAUGUGCCAUAGGCUGAGGGUCCACUUGAACUCUUGUGAGGACAGUGACAUGGUUGUAAUACAAUCCAAGCUGCUGAGUUCGAAAUAAUUAGUCGGGAACCGGUGAUGCUUUCACAAUCACUGGAAACGGGAUAAGUGUGUUUUUAAAUUUUUGCAAGUAAUUACAUUUUCCUUUUGAAUUUCAUUAUAAAAUUGUUUUGCUUCUCCAAGUAAUAUAAAAAAACCUUUGUAGAAAUAUCUAUUAAUUUAUUACAUUUCUUCCCCCUUUGUUUAUUCUAUUCAUAUUGUACAGGGUAGACAUGAAAUGGUAUGCUCAGUGGAAUUCUUGAUUAGGCAACAUAUAUAUAUAAGUAUGCGAGUCUGCGAUUGGGUGUGCAUGCUUGCAAAGAUCGAGCUAUGUGUCAGCAAAACUUCUGUUUAUUUUUACUUUAUCCUCACCUGUGUCAUGUAAGGAAAUGUGUUCUCAGUGUGUUGUGUGUAAGCAUUGCAAAUUGUGGGUUUAGAGAAAAAGACAAAGUGUUUAGGGAGUGGACAUACUAUGUGUUGAACACCUAUGCUGAAAAGACGUGGGCGGGUAAAUGAUUAGAUAUGAGACAGAUUAUAUUAAAAAAAAAAAGCAAAUGAUGUAUAUGUAUAAAAAUAAUAAUAUGCUUGUAUUUUCUUGUAUAGUAAUUAGUGUUAGGAUGUUUAAAUGAAAAACACUGAAUGUCUGGGGAGUAUGUGAUGUUUAUGGUGUGCCCUGAAAUGAUGGCAGCUUACCAACACCUGGGCUUUGGCUCAUGUUACAUCUCAAGACGUACACACCUCCCCAUGAAAUGAAACAUUUAGACACAUAAAAUGUGGUUAUCUGAUAUUUAUGGUGAUUGUGCCUUUCACUUCUGCAUGGUUUUUGUGAUUUUUUUCCAUCCCUAAUGUGGACACCUGUUCACAGACAGGCAAAACCUAUGCAAAAUGAACUGAUGGGUAUUACAGCAUCCAUUCAGAAAACAGGUAUCCACCAACAAACUCACACUCGAAACAACACAAUAAAUGCUCAGGUUAACGCCUGAAUCUCGUGUCAUUUUUUUUUUUGCAUGGGAUUGAGUCUUUUUAGUGACUGCAAUGUGAUAGAAGAAAAAGUACAACUUUGUAUAUGUUUUAAAAAAAUAACUUUACAGUCAAAGUCACCAGAUGGAAAAGUGCUAACAGGCCUGAGCUCAUGCUGAAGGGAGGUAAUUUCAUCUCAGUUUCCCUUUUAAAAGUGAUAAAUGAAUUCAGAGCUUUUCAUCUAAACACGUUUCAAACUCAACACCUGAAUAAAGACAAUAAGAUUUAGUGUGAGCAAGCAAGUGUGUGUGGGCUUUUUUUUUUUUUGCGCGUCAAGCGUGCCUCGUUGUAGUGUGGAAAAGUCCAUGAAGAGCCAUAGGAAUGCAGUAUGGCAUAUUCCAGCUCCGGGAGGCUUUAAGCAGAUGUGUUUUCACAGUGCAAACAUGCAUUAAUGUAGAUUAAAAAAAAAAAAAAAAAAAAAGGAUGAAGUACUGUAGCAUCCAGACGGAUGAAAAAUGACUAGCGAUAGACAAAGCUCAAAGACUUGAGGACAUUGGAAUAUACUUUUGUUGUAUUUUUUUCACAAAAAUUUUAAAAGGAUAAAAGUAUAUUAGGUAUUUUUGAGAAAUAAUAGUUAACUUUAUUAUAUUUGCGACUUUCUACUAUCACUUAAUCUAUGUAAGGCACCGUAGGACACUUGGAUUGGAUUUCUACAAUAAAAUGUGUUUAAAACAGUGGUUAUUAACCUGGGUUCCGCGUAUGUUCAGACUCACACAGGGCCUCAUUUUUGUAAACUGUAUAAAUCUGGCGAAGUGGUAUUUUAGACCAAGUUUUGAUAAUUCCAUGUCCGUACAUGUGCAACCCUGCACUUUGGAAAGAGGGCGGGAUGUUCUCGAUAUAAGUGCAUGAACAACGCUGGCUGGUUUGCACCCAAGCCAUAGGCUUAAUUCAAUUUGUUGAACUCCUAGACCUCUACCUGAAAAGAAGAGAAACUGGUUUGGUCAGUGGAAGGUUGACACACACGUGAUAUUGGAAGAAAAGCAAAAGGGCCAUUUUUAUAAACACAGCAGACCAGGUUUCAAAAUGUUUCUCACACUGUUGUAUUGUUUUGAUGAUAAAUUUAUCCCCCCCCCCCCCCCCCCUGAACACAUUGAUUUUGUGUACAAUUUUCGUCAAUCAUUUUGGGCAUGUAUAAAAUGUUUACUGUACCGGUUUUGAAUUUGAACAAAUUUCUUGAUUGUCUAAUUAAGUUUCCGUGAAUGCACAUUAAAUAAUUCAAUGACAAAUCCUGGUUAACCAAUCGGUUGAAAUUCCACCCAAAAUGAGUUAUCUCUGUUCCUUAGCUCAUUGACUACCAUUGACGGCGAUAGACUUCAAUUUAAUUUGAAAAGGGAGGGUUGGCAGUGAUUGAUUGGAUUUCAAUGCGAUUGACGGCAUUAAACGUCCAACCCAUUUUUAACAAUUUUCCAUUUUAAAAUUAUUACUUUCCUUAUGUGUGUAUCGAUUGUUGGGGCAGAUAGUUCAUCAGGGUAGAGAAAAACCAGCACAGUGUAUUGAAGUAGGAGUUGCUGUACGGUGCUGGGCAGGAAGAAGGGGGAGGAGAAGAAUUUGCCGAAAAUGCUAACAACAACUGAUGUAAGUCGAGCAGGCGGAACAACUGGCAUUAAGGAACUGGACACCUGCGAGCGUCGUCGACAUAUUGUCAUGAGAAGUCCCUGUUUGCCCAGUUUUCUAAAUUCACCAACAUCGGAGAAAGUCACUGGUUUCCUAAGAGAAUUUGAGCCGUAAAAAUUGUCCAAAUAGAUGUUAAAUUUCCUCAAACUAGCAGUAAAGGUGGGCCUUUAAGUUUUUUUUUUUUUUUUUUUUUUUUUUUAUGUCAUUUGGGACCUACAGGAAGCUCAAAUGUAAUAUCUUGUAUCUUAAAUGCCAUUUUAAUGGUAGGAGAGGCUAAGUGUGUCACCCUCUAGCAAUAGGAAUAGCCAUGCACAAUUCAUCCCCAGAAUUAGUGUCAGGGUACUCUGACAGAUUUGUGGUGGCUAAAGAUGUCACUCCUGAGACAACGCUGGGCAGUGCCUACUCGCCAGUGGACUACAUGAGCAUUACCAGCUUUCCCAGGUUGCCAGAGGAUGAGGUGAUGCAAGGGGACAAUGCCUUCAAAUCUCGCAAGGAUGAUUACGUCUUGGCCGAGCCAGAGUCAGACCCCAGUGUGUUUUUGCAAUCUGCUCGUCUCCAGCGUCUUCCGUCGUCGGCAUCUGACCUGGCCUACCAAGAUGCCAUGUCCUUAAGGGAGACGACUACAGACCCUUUUACGCAAGAUUGUGCUUGCCAGCGGGAUGGACUGAAGGUCAUUAUCACAGCAUGUCUUACCUUUGCCACAGGAGUCACCGUUGCACUUAUCAUGCAAAUCUACUUUGGAGACCCUCAGGUCUUUCACCAGGGAGCGGUGGUGACAGAUGUGGCUCGGUGUACGUCCCUCGGGUUUGAGAUUUUAGGGAAGCAAGGGUCCAGCGUUGAUGCUGCAAUCACUGCUGCACUCUGUUUGGGCAUUGUACACCCUCACACCUCUGGAUUAGGAGGAGGCGGAGUCAUGUUGGUGCAUGAUAUCCGGAAAAAUGAGACUAGGGUCAUUGACUUCAGAGAAACGGCGCCGGCUGCCAUUCGGGAGGAGUUGCUUCAAACAAAACUUGAUCUCAAACCCGGUUUGCUAGUUGGAGUACCUGGAAUGCUCAGUGGGAUGCAUCAGGCACACCAACUUUAUGGCAGACUACCCUGGAAGGAUGUGGUUACAAUGGCAGCAGAUGUGGCCAGAGAUGGAUUUAAUGUCACUCAUGAGUUAGCUGAAGCACUUGCUAAAAUCAAAAACCAGAACAUUUCGGAUGCAUUUCGGGAUCUGUUCCUCCCCAAUGGCCAUGCUCCCCUCUUUGGGUUGUUGAGCAGACGCCUUGAUUUGGCCAGUAUCUUGGAUGCUGUUGCAGAUAAAGGGAUAUCAGAGUUCUACAAUGGAAACCUGACACAGGAAAUCGUCUCUGCGGUGCAUUUAAGCAAUGGGGUGCUCACUGAAGACGACUUGGGUAACUACAGCACAGUCCUACAGAAAGCAGCCCAUAUCAACUAUCAGGGACACCAUGUGAUGGUGGCUCCGGCGCCUCAUGCAGGUAUUGGCCUGAUCGCAGCCCUCAACAUUCUCGAAGGUUACAACAUCACCAAGCAGGAGCCCAGGAAGAACACCUAUCACUGGACUGCAGAGUCUGUGAAAAUAGCUCUGGCCCUGGCAAGUGGCCUAGGAGACCCUAUAUUUGACACUUCAAUCUCAGAGAUAGUCAGCAAGAUGUUGAGCAAAGAACAGGCAUCCUUGCUUCGCCAAAUGAUCAACGACAAUCAGGCCUUUCCUGCCAGCCACUACACACCCUUGUUUACUUUGGAGGAUGAUGCAGUUGCUGCCCAGGUUAUAGUCAUGGGCCCAGAUGACCACAUUGUUUCAGUUGUAAGUUCCCUAAAUAAACCAUUUGGCAGUCGGAUAGUGACUCCUUCUGGAAUCCUUUUGAACAGCCAAAUAAUGGCCUUCUCUUGGCCUAAUAAAACCCAAACCUCUACACCUAACCCUCAUAACAGCCUUCAACCUGGGAAGAGACCAUUGUCGUUUUUGAUGCCAACUGCAGUGAGGCCAUCCGACGGACUGUGCGGUACAUAUAUUGCAGUUGGAUCCUCCAACGGAGCAAAAUCUCUCAGCAGCAUCACACAGGUGCUGCUGAAUGUUUUGUCCUCACGCAAAAACAUGAGUGACAGUUUAGCGUUUGGUAGACUCCAUCCACAGUUGGAGCGAAACACCUUACUAGUGGACUCUGAAUUCCUAGAUGAAGAUGUUGAACUGCUGGAAGCCAAAGGACACAAGAUUGAAAGAAUAAAUGUUUUGUCUUUGGUUGAGGGCACUCUAAGAACAAAUGACCUUAUCAUUGGAGUGACGGACCCUCGCAGUGCUGACGCCUCAGCCCUCAUAAUGUCUAGGACAUAAGUGUUUUCCUAAAACACUCCUGCUGAAUUAUUUGGACACUGAACAAAUUGAAUGCACCGUUUCUGGUCAAACCAAUGUAGAUUUUUCUCUUGCUGUUUGAAAAGAUGAUUUUAAACAGCAAUCAAACAGACCCGUGUUGGCUCGCUUGUCACAAGUUGGGCUUCCAUCCUCCUAUUUUAAGUCACAUAAUCAAAAAUAUCAAACAUUAAUGGAAGCAGUUGAAAAAAAAGGCUGGUAAUUAACAUGAAGUUUAUGUUUCAAAGGGGGGUACAUUUUUGUCGGUUCAUACUGUAUAUGAAAGAAAAAUUCUAUUUAUGAAAGCAGGUUUUGCAAAUAAAUAGUGACUAGCACGGACAUUAUGUCACACAUCUACGUCAGAUCAACAAGCUUUUACUUUCUUUGGUCUGAUUCGGGUGCACGGUAUGGAAACCUAACUACAGUUGAAUAUCAGCUGUUCUGCCCUGCACGAUUCCAUUCCCCAGUAUCUGAGAUUAAUACAAGCGAAAUAUAGUUAUCUAUUAAAAUUCUGUGCAUUCGAAUUCAUCUUAAACUGCAGAGAAUGCGCCAUUUGGCACGUGACUAGUUUUAUAGAUAGGCCUAGAUACCGUGAACGUCUGUAAACCCCUACAACAUUGCUGCUGUACAAUGAUUCCCUCAAUCUUUAACUAUUCUGUUUAUAGGUAUGUGUAUAGAUGCUGAGGAAGUUGAUAUCCAAGACCAAGUGGUUCAGAAUUGUUGCCUCAGUUAGACUACCCUAAGUAAAAAAUAAAUACAAUUGUACAAUUCAGUUUGUUACUGUACUGUGUAGUUUUGGUUAAAUGCAGUCUGACCCACUGAUAAGUUACCUGAAUAAUGUCAUUUAUGCAAGUUUCUGUAUGUACUGUAGAUGUACAGUUUUUUU